AUGACGCUGGCACCUUCCCCUGAGCUCUUUGGCCAGCGGCUGACGGGGAGUUCCCCGGAGUCUGAGGACACAGCGUUGCUGGCGGCCGAGUGUGGCUCGGUUGUCUGCCUGGAGAGCGGGCAGAGUCGCAGCGCCCGCCCAGAGCGCGAGUUGGCUGGAGUGCAGGACGUGGGGCUGCUCGAGUACCAGCACCACCCCCGUGACUACGCCGCGCACCUGUCGCCCGGCUCCAUCAUCCAGCCCCAGAGGAGGAGGCCGUCCCUGCUGUCCGAGUUCCAGCCCGGGAACGAGAGGAAGAAGGCCGAAGCUGCACAUCGGAUCCUGGAAGGCCUGGGACCCCAGGUGGAGCUGCCGCCCCUCGCUGUCCUCCUCCCGCGUAGAAACCAGGCGAUGCGGAAAAAGUUGAUCUUGUACUUCAAGAGGAGGAACCACGCCCGGAAACAAUGGGAGCAGAAGUUCUGCCAGCGCUAUGACCAGCUCAUGGAGGCCUGGGAGAAGAAGGUGGAGCGCAUCGAGAACAACCCGCGGCGGCGGGCCAAGGAGAGCAAGGUGCGCGAGUACUACGAGAAGCAGUUCCCGGAGAUCCGCAAGCAGCGCGAGCUGCAGGAGCGCAUGCAGAGGGUUCAGGCGUCCCCGGGCCAGGCUGGGGGCCCUCUGCUCUGCCCUGGACCCCUGGGCGGCAGCGGGCUCUCCAUGUCGGCCGCCCGGAGUGAGCACGAGGUGUCCGAGAUCAUCGACGGCCUCUCGGAGCAGGAGAACCUGGAGAAGCAGAUGCGGCAGCUGGCCGUGAUCCCGCCCAUGCUGUACGACGCCGACCAGCAGCGCAUCAAGUUCAUCAACAUGAACGGGCUCAUGGACGACCCCAUGAAGGUGUACAAGGACCGGCAGGUCAUGAACAUGUGGAGCGAGCAGGAGAAGGAGACCUUCCGCGAGAAGGGCAGCCAGGAGGAGAAGGAGGAGAAGGAGAAGGAGGCCGAGAAGGAGGAGGAGCGGCCGGACGUCGAGAACGACAAGGAAGAGCUGACCAAGGAGAAGACGGACGACACCUCCGGGGAGGACAACGAUGAGAAAGAGGCCGUGGCCUCCAAAGGCCGCAAAACCGCCAACAGCCAGGGGAGGCGCAAGGGCCGCAUCACCCGCUCGAUGGCCAACGAGGCCAACAGCGAGGAGGCCGUCACCCCGCAGCAGAGCGCCGAGCUGGGUGAGUCUCGGGCCCGGGCAGGGCCACCGUCCCGGCGUUCACUGGGCCUGCUCCUGGAGCAUGGCCGGAACUGGUCGGCCAUCGCCCGCAUGGUGGGCUCCAAGACGGUGAGCCAGUGUAAGAACUUCUACUUCAACUACAAGAAGCGGCAGAACCUGGACGAGAUCCUGCAGCAGCACAAGCUGAAGAUGGAGAAGGAGAGGAACGCGCGCCGGAAGAAGAAGAAGGCCCCGGCCGCCGCCAGCGAGGAGGCCGCCUUCCCGCCCGUGGUCGAGGACGAGGAGAUGGAGGCGUCGGGCGCCAGCGGGAACGAGGAGGAAAUGGCGGAGGAGGCAGAAGCCGCCGUCAACAACAGCUCGGACACCGAGACAGCACCCCCUCCUGAGCUCCCCAAGGAGGAGAAGGAGGAAGAGGCUGCAGCAGCAGCCCCAGCGGCAGAAGAGGGGGAGGAGCAGAAGCCUGCCGUGGCCCAGGAACUGGCCGUGGCCGUGGCCGUGGGCAAGAAGGAGCCACCGGACGAGGGGCCGCCUGCCCAGCCCAUCAAGACUGAGUGCAAGGAGGAGGCCUUGGAGGAGGCGCCCGACAAAGCCCAGGGGAGCACGGAGGCCGGCGCCGAGCCUGCGCCCGAGGGGGCGGUCAAGGUGGAGAAGAAGGAGGGUGGUGGAGGCUCUGGGGGCAAAGCCCCUUCCACCAAGGGCUCAGGCGCCCCCCAGGACAGUGACUCCAGCGCCACCUGCAGCGCCGACGAGGUGGACGAGCCGGAGGGGGGCGACAAGAAUAGGCCUCCUGAGAGCAUGUGGUUCCUGCUCCCUGCCUCUCCCGUCUGCCCCCUGCCUGGGUGUGGAGCCGGGGAAACCGAGGCAGGACACGGGCCUAGUUCAUUGAGAAUCCGUGGGACACGGGUGCCGGGCUUAUGUGCUUUGCUGGCCCAGGCUUGUGUGCCGGUCCCCGUCGCUCUGAUCCCAGAGAGACCUGGCGUCGGGCUGGGCAGGGAGGUUGGCGCCAGGCAGCCGGCUUUGCAUGGAGACCUGACCCUCCAGCUCUAUGCCCGGGGCAGUCACCCGCUGUCCCUGGGCCUGCACGACAGCACCCGGCCCGUCCUGCCACGCCCGCCCACCAUCUCCAACCCUCCGCCCCUCAUCUCCUCCUCCAAGCACCCCAGCGUCCUGGACAGGCAGGGACUGUCGGUGCAGCUGCACAUCCCGUACUCGGAGCACGCCAAGGUCCCCGUGGGCCCCCUCGCCAUGGGGCUGGCCCCUGCCCUGGACCCCAAGAAGCUGGGUAAGGAUCGGGGCCUCGCCAUCCGGAGGGCCCACGCGUGGUCCAGCUGUCCCUGUGGGGGGCCUGAGGGCUGGAGUCGGACGGCCACCCCUGUGCGGGGCACUCCGGCCGACGUCCUGUACAAGGGCACCAUCACCCGGAUCAUCGGCGAGGACAGCCCGAGCCGCCUGGACCGCGGGCGGGAGGACAGCCUGCCCAAGGGCCACGUCAUCUACGAGGGCAAGAAGGGCCACGUGCUGUCCUAUGAGGGUGAGCCUGUCCCCCGGGGCCGCGGGCGGGGGCGUGGCUUCCCUCCCCCACCCACGGGCUCUGCUCCGGGGACGCGGAGGGGAGAGGACCUGUGAGGCCGUGCGGCUCUUGCCCGCUCCCUCCCAGGUCUCAUGGGCCGCGCCAUCCCCCCUGAGCGACACAGCCCCCACCAUCUGAAAGAACAGCACCACAUCCGCGGCUCCAUCACGCAAGGGAUCCCGCGGUCCUACGUGGAGGCCCAGGAGGACUACCUGCGCCGCGAGGUCCUGCCCAAAGGCCACCUCCUCAGGGUGGCUGCUCGCCCAUUCUGGUCCCGUUCGUCCCCGUCUCCGUUGUCUUCCGAGCGCCUGUUGCGCUGCAGUUCUCACGUGAUGACUGUUUGCAGCCACUCGUCCAGCAAGGCGUCCCAGGACCGGAAGCUGACGUCCACGCCCCGCGAGAUCGCCAAGUCCCCGCACAGCGCCGUGCCCGAGCACCACCCCCACCCCCUCUCGCCCUACGAGCACAUCCUCCGGGGCGUGAGCGGUGUGGACCUGUACCGCGGCCACAUCCCGCUGGCCUUCGACCCCACCUCCAUCCCCCGAGGGAUCCCCCUGGAUGCAGCCGCUGCCUAUUACCUGCCCCGGCAUCUGGCCCCGAACCCCACAUACCCGCACCUGUACCCGCCCUACCUCAUCCGCGGCUACCCCGAAACGGCGGCGCUGGAGAACCGGCAGACCAUCAUCAACGACUACAUCACCUCCCAGCAGAUGCACCACAACGCGGCCACCGCCAUGGCCCAGCGCCUCUCCUCCCCCAGGUCCACCUCCACCUCCUCGCCCGUCCGCCCAGCCGCCACAUUCCCACCCGCCGCCCACUGCCCGCUGGGCAGCACCCUGGACGGGGAACUGGAGCUCCGAGCACUGGGUAAGACCACCCUGACAGCGGCCACCUUCAUAGACGCGAUAAUCAUGCGUCAAAUUGCUCACGAUAAAGGGCCGCGAGAAGGAGGUUCGCUGGCCACCGACUCCCCUCGCGACGCUAAAACUGAAGCCAUCUGUGGGCUCGGGGGCCCCCUGGGGUUGGACCCCGUCCUCCGGCAGGGCCACACUGUUUCUUCAGGGAAGGACCGGGUGGGGCUGGGUCUGGUGUCUCUGAGCUCUGGCCCUGCCGGGGACCCUGAGCCGGGGGAGUCGGGGCAUGUGCUGCCGUGCCUGGGGGACAAGGGGGUUAGAAACGAGUGUUUCUGGAACGUCCCGAACCUGACACAGGCCGCUGGGCCACGGGUGCGCGCAUCUGUAGAUGUUUGUGCCCAGGGUGCCAGGGCUUCCGCCGCUGUAACCGGAGACGGGCCGCCUCCCGCAGGGUCAGCUCAGGGACCGCGACCUUCGGACGAGGCCCAGGGACACCUGUGGGUGCUGAGCCCGAACCCGGCCAGCGGCCCUCCCGGCCUGCGUGCUCCGAGUCGUGUUUUCGCGUUCCCGGGGUUUGCUCAGUGUGCGGGGCGCUCGCCCCUGCUGGGAGUGUGGCGUUUUCUGGGGGACACAGUUUGGUGUGUGUUUAAAGUGCUGAUGAACCGGGGCCAAGACACAGCUGGGAGGUGGGAGAGGGCGCCCCCUGGCGGCGAAAAGAAAAAACGUAGUUGCCCACCGGUUGCCAUAGAAACGGGAUGUGGAGGCUGGCAGGUGGGCACGGAGGCCACGGGUCUCUCGCUCUCGGACCGCGCGGGGGUCACUGGGUAUCCUCACGUUCGCUCAGAGCGAAGGAUUAAAAUCCACGGAGACGCUGCCCAGCGGCUCGCGUGUCCCUCGGCCCGUGUGUGUGUCUCUCCCCCAGGCCUCAUGACCUGCCGAAGCCAGGCGCUGCCCGAGCAGGCCAGCACCAACCUGGGGCUGGAGGCCAUUAUUAGAAAGGCGCUCAUGGGUAAAUAUGACCAGUGGGAGGAGCCCCCGCUCGGCGCCAAUGCUUUUAACGCUCUGAAUGCCAGUGCCGGCCUGCCCGCUGCUAUGCCCAUAACCGCUGCCGACGGACGGAGCGAACACGCACUCACCUCGCCAGGCGGCGGUGGGAAAGCCAAGGUCUCAGGCAGACCCAGCAGCCGGAAAGCCAAGUCCCCCGCCCCGGGCCUGGCCCCCGGGGACCGGCCCCCCUCCGUCUCCUCAGAGCACCUAAAGGUCCACCUGCUCCCCGAAUGCCCCGGCCCCCGGGAGCGAGCCGGCUUCCUGGCGUCCCUGCUCGGCGGUCCUGGGGACCGGCUGCGGCGAGAUGACCCCUCUUACCACACGGAGUGA
Molecule: messenger RNA, 5001 nt
Organism: Myotis brandtii (Brandt's bat)
Lineage: Eukaryota; Metazoa; Chordata; Mammalia; Chiroptera; Vespertilionidae
Gene: NCOR2
Product: nuclear receptor corepressor 2
Exons: 34
Biological process (GO): negative regulation of transcription by RNA polymerase II
Molecular function (GO): transcription corepressor activity
Source: RefSeq, a predicted model, not a curated record